Molecule: messenger RNA, 6307 nt
Organism: Colias croceus (clouded yellow)
Lineage: Eukaryota; Metazoa; Arthropoda; Insecta; Lepidoptera; Pieridae
Exons: 12
Coding region: 100-4740 (1546 amino acids)
Source: RefSeq, a predicted model, not a curated record
UGUCGGCUGUAUUAAUUGCAGCGCGCCCGGUGUUUAAUAUAAAAUUUUACUGAUGUGUAAAGAUGUAGUUAUAUUUUAAACUUAAAAGCAACAUAUUAUAUGGUUAAUAUGGCUAAUUCAUAUGAGGACACAGUUGCAGACUUUGAUUUAAAUUUCCUACAGCCUGCGAUUCAGAAUGUGAGCAUUGCAAGAAUUGAAAAACAACGACAGUCUAUCAUAAAUGUCAAGAAUAAAAUCAUAGCAAGCCAUUGUCUUCUGAAAAAGUUUUACUUACAAAAAGACAAACUCGAUGAAACUGAAAGCUUGCUUUUAGCUUCAAAGGAGGAGUGUAAACAAGCAUGUAUUGAUUACAAAGUCACUUUAGAAAAAUGCAUACAAAUGGAAAAGGAUGUGGUAAAAUUAAAUGAAUGUAAAAAAGAAUUGGAACAAAAGCUAAAUUAUCUGGAUAACCAAUGUGAAGCAAUGCGGUCCCAUGCACACCAAUUACAAUUAUUGGUUAAAGAGCAUGAGUCUGUAAUAGAAGCUUUAAAUAUUGAGAAACAAUUGGAGACAAGUACUGUUAAGGAUUACCAGAAGAAACUCGCCUCACUUGAGAAAGAAAGAGAAGAAUAUUUAAUAGAUAUUGCAUGGAUGAGAGAUGUUAUAUUGGGUAAAAAAAAUUCGAAAUCUUGUAAGGAUAUCAUAAAUAAAUAUAAGGAUCUUAAGGGAUUAGACAAUAAUUUAGAUUCUGACAACAGUUGUGAUGAAAGUUUCCUUCAAGAUAGUCCUGUGGGUUCACCCAUUCAUAAUCAGCUACAAAACAAGUCUGAGCCCAUGACUUUUAGUGACAAAAUCAUUAAGGGAGCAAUUUUUGAAUCAGGUCCAAUUAAUAAAAUUAAAGAAUUGCUAAAUGAUAACUAUUACGAUUGUUGUAAUGAAGAAGUGAUCAGUGAAGAUACUGGCCGGGGAUCAUCAUUAGCAUUUUCUGAUGCAGAUAAAUUUUUAAAUAGUCCAGACUUAGGAUUUUCUACAGAAAGACACCACAAUGUGAUCAAUAAAGAAAACAUUAUCCAUGUUGAUGCAGCCACCAGUCCUAUUAGAAUAGAAGAAGGUUUUAGAUCAAGUCCUAACAUAUUUGAUGAUGAAGCCUUACUUAGUGAUAAGAACACAGGAAAAAGUCCUGAAUAUUUCAUAACAGACAUUCCUUUAAGCACAGAAAUAGUAACUAUAAAAGAAAAGAGACAAUUAGUAGAUGUUGGUACAAGUCCUAUCCACCGCUUCACUCCAGUUGAAACAUCAACAAGUCCUAUUCAUCUCUUCACUCUAGUUGAUACAUCAACAAGUCCCAUAUCUUUUGAAGUUUCUUCAGAUAGUUCAAAACUAGAAACUCAAAUUUUACCAACAAAAGAAGCAGAUAUCUCUAACAACUUACAUAAACAAAAUGUUUCUGUCGUUUGUCAAAAGAACAUUAAUACUCAAUCUAGUCGAAAAGAACUGGAAAUAUCUACAGAAACAUUAAAUUGUUUGGAAGAAAACAACAGUAAAAAAAUAUGUGAUGAAAUAAAUAAUGACUGUGAAGUGGAAAUGAUAUUACGUAAUAUGCGUUUGGAGCAUCCAUUAAUAACGCCUAUUCCUAGAACACCUGCAAUGUCUCACAAACAGCUACAAAAAGAAUCAAAUGUACUAUCUUUACAAAGUAAAACUCAAGACCAUGUUGGAUGUCCAGAUGCUUUAAAAAUAAGAGAAGAAAAUAAAGCAUUACAGGCUAAUAUAUCAUACCUUUGUAAAGAAAUUGUGCAAAUCAAAAAUAUUUUAAAAACAAAAAUGCCUGUUAAUUUCGAAAAUGUGCCAAAUUUAAGUAAAGAAUCAUGUCAAUUAUUUGAUGAGUGUAGUCAAGAUACCAUAAUUUUGACUAAUGAUAUUACAGUGUCUGAUGAUUCUAGAAUUGAAAGUAUACCAUCUAAUAAUUUAGAAACAAAUAUAGACAUUCAAAUUAAUUGCCCGUCUCCUCCUUUAAAUUUGGCUGAACAAAAUCCUAUUUACACAGAUAACCUUGAACAUGUAACACCACCACAACAGAGGGUGUGUAAGAACACAGAAAGGAACAGUCUGAAUUUUGAUGAAACAGCAUGUCAUGAUCAUAUUGAUGUGAUUGAAACAUCAUUAAUCAAUUCUGACAAUGAAGACAACAGUCAAUCAGAUUGCUUACAGGAUAUAUGUGAUAACAACAGAAAAUCCUGUACCAGUAGUACACUCAAAUUUCAAAAUGAUGUGUGUAAUACGGAAAUAGUUACAAAUAAUGAUUGUGAAAGCCAAGAACUCGAAGAAAGUCAUGCCAUAGAUUCUAAUAAUAGUAGGACAAUAAACAAAACUCGCAAACCAACUAAACUUGAUAGGUUUAAGAAGAAAAUUAUGCCUAGGUGUAAAAUUAGUGGAUCCAAUAGUCCAAUUUUGAGAAAAUUAAGAAAAAGAAAUAAGUUAAUUCCAAUAACAAACAAGGAAAAAAUAAAAAAAUCUUUGGAAAUUUUGAACAACAAAGAGGCUUAUGAUAAAGCCUUAAAAGUAAUGGCAGAAUUAAAAUCGAAAAAGAAUAUUGAACCGAAAAAAGAUUUCUGUAAGCCAAAUUCCAAAUUAAUGAGGACCAGUGACAAGAAACCUAAAGAAAAUAUAACUAAUGACAAUGAAAAGUCUUGCGAAUCUCAAGAAAAUGAAAUCCAGGUAAAACAACAGGAAAGGAACUCAGGAAAAGAUCUAGACAAAAUAAGAUUAGAUAACACCUGUGACAAUAAUUCAUUUGAUGGAGGAAAAGAGCCUUCCAAGUCCUGGAGUAAUAUUAAAGAGUCUGUACCUGAUAGUAUGAAUCAAACUAAAUCUAUUUCAACGCGCAGUAGGAGUAGAAUUUUGGCCAACACAGCAGAAAAUAAAGUAAAGAGUGACGUUGUUAUAAGUGAUAAUAAAAAUCAAGUUGACCUGAAGAUGCAAAACACCAGUCGUCGGAGAAAACGAAUUGAUUCUGGCAAUUCAGAUGUUAGUUGUAAAAGGAUGCUACGAAGUUCAAAUUCAGAGAAAACAGGAAGAAAAGAACUAAUCAACAAUAUAAGUCAUACCAUACCAGAAAGUGAGCAAGUAAACAUUGAUUAUUCUGACUUAGAUCUAUUUUCAACAAAUAAUGAAAUGCUUGUUGAAAAAGAGAAUAUGCACUGUGAUAAUAUGAAUUUGAAAGAAAGUGUUGAUGAGACUAAUAAACUUGAUAAAAAUACUAGCAUUAAUUCACCAAUAUCAAAACGGAGAUCAUUAAGGCUCAGUUCACAAAAUUCGGAUAAUACUAAUAAAAUAUUGUUACGCAGCACUAAUUUGGAAUCAGUUAAAGACAAUAACAUUAAAGUAGAUAUAUCGAAAAGCAGAAACGAACAAAAUGUUAAUGUUAAAGAUAAACAAGUGACUAACCCAACAUUCAAUGCUUCCAAAAGUAACAACGAUAACCAUAUACAGCAAUCAAAUGAAUCCAGUACUAUAAAUAAUCCCAGUAAUAGUAUUUUAUGUAAAAUGAUAAUGAAACAUGGAAAAGCUGCAUUCAAAAGUAAAUCUGCAAAAGUAACAGAUACAAUUGCGGACACAAUUUGCAAGAAACUCGAAAAUUCAAUAUCGCACAUUUUAGAAAGUCAACCUGACAAGAUGCAAUCGGCCAUUACUCAAUUCGUAGAAGAUAUGAGAAAAAUGAACGAAAAGAGCCUUUUGGCUGGGUUAAUAAAAUAUCUGCAAGAUCCAGCAAGAAAGCUUGAGCUGUAUAAUAAAGUUAAUUCUAAUGGACCCCUGGCUAUGACAAAGAGAGAACAAAUUAUAUUGUCUGCUCUCCAACAUUUAAAUACACCUGAAUAUAAUAUUGUGAAUAAUUUGCUAAGUAACAUCGAGUAUACAUUGUUUCGGCUGAACCAUUCACCAGAAUUCGACACAGUCGAGAGUCUUUCCCAUUUUUAUGCAGUGACAUGCAAAUUGUUCCACAUGAAAUAUCGGUUGAAAACAUUCAUACUAGAUGCUAUGUAUUGUCUUCAAUAUAAGGCAGUUGCUCUCAUCAAGCAAUGUCUUACUGCAUGGAUGCAUAUUUUGCCAAUGGCACACAUGAAAUAUGCAAAAACACCAUUGAUCACUUGUAUAGUUUAUUUGCUACACUUUUAUAAGUGUGAGGAUAAGUUCAACCGAGUCCAAGAUAUAAGGUGGAUACUGAACAAGAAAUACAUGUAUAAAUUUAGUGAAUGGAAUGAAACAAAAAUUCUGGAAAUGUUUAACAGUGCAAUUAAAAGUGUCAAAGAUGAUCAAUCCGAUAGGAACAUGUUAAGGAUAGCUUUAUUAAUAUUUGCAAAGCGCCAUGGACCGAAAUGGUGUCAAAAAAAUGUAAUAAACAAUAUGCUUUUACCACUGAUAGAGGCUGAAAAUACUGCAGAAAAAGUAAAGAUAUUCUGCAUAGAAAUGUUGGGACCACUCCUCAAACCAUAUCCAGCUGAUAUGAAAGUACACUGUGAAAUUAUUGUUAAUCAACUGUUAGAUAUGUUGGAUCAAGGUGACUUGUCGCAUGGUAUUAAAGAAGCAAUUUUCACGAGUUUGAUUUACAUGAGCAAGCAUAACCCACCGCGUGUAACUAAAGCUCUGUUGUCAUGGCAACCUGACAAGAUAUCUUCGGAACUAGAAAUUUUAUUGAAGGCGUAUGUAAGGGAGAAACCAAUAAAGGCUUGGAAAACUAUUUUAUCUAGAAUACACAUGUAAAAUUAAACGGAAUACAAUUCAGUAAUAUAUCUAAACUUUCCAAAGAAUGUAACAAUAAACAACUUAAUAAUUUUGUAUCAAUAAUUUUUAUCAAACAACAUAAAAAUUGGUAAGUAUAAAUACAAUUUGAUAGAACUGUGUUCCUUGUAACAUAGUAAUAGGUUUAAUUUACUUAGCGUAGUAAGUUUCGUCAGUCAGGCUGCAAAUGAGUUUAACUGCAUAACUCUGUGGCAUAACUCUUCUAGAAAAAGUAUUACUGUAUAUAUUGACAACUACAUACAUUUGUGUUUAAGUAUUGUUACAAUUUAGAAGUAGGUAAAUAUAAAAGUAAUUCAAACAUGAAAUGGUUUCACAACUGAAUAACUUAUACAGUUAAUGGUAAAUAACAUGCAAAGUAAUUUAAUAAUAAUUCUUAAUAUCCAUUUGUAGUAUGUAUAUGUAUUAUAUACAGUUAAUUUUAACUGAACCAGUUAAAAUAAGCAUUAUUCAGUUAUAUAUUUUGUUUCCGAUGUUAAACUAACAUUAUUGGUUUUCUUUGAGAUUACGACUAUUUACUUUACUUUAUCGUAAAUUUUUACUUUACUUUAUCGUAAAAGGCCUUAAAACUGCGAAAAUAUUUACCACUAACUGUACCACUAAUUUACUGUUUAGUUAAUCUUAAGAUAUAUACUUUAUGGUAAUUAAGUAUCAGUUAUCACAUAUUAGUAUGUAAGUUUGAUAUAUUGAAUAUCUUUAUGUUAAAAAUUUAAGUAAAGCCUCGUAUUUAUGGUAAACAUUUGUUAAGCAAUAGUUGAUCAACAAUGUUGCUGGAAUCUUUAAAUGUUGAAGUAUCCCAGGCGAGAACUUUUUAAAAUGCAUUAAAAACUCUGAAAUUGAAAUGUUGCCAGCAAUACAUGCUAACCAUAAAUACAGGGCUUGAUAAAAAAUUGAAACCAGUGUCUCAUGAAUCAUUUAAUUUAAUCCAAUUUUGGAUUUUGUAAAUAUAAUUUUAAAUAUACAAACAUUUAAAGUUUAGCUCGAGUUUUAAAGAAACUGUAAAAAUAAAUGGUACUCGUAAUUUAAUUAGUUUAAAAGUUUGAUGUGUUUUGUUUAUUGUCGUAUCAAGCGAGUGGAGCUUGCACAAACUAGUCGUUACAAUAAGAUGAUGGAUUAAGUGUUGGUCUUUAAUUUUAAAGUAGUUUUUUAAAUAGGUAUUUCAAAUGUCGUAAAUUUUAUUUUCAUGUGUAAAAUAUUACGUUUUAAAAUGUGAAUUGUGUGUUUGUUAUUGGAAAUAAUGGUGGCACUGGCUUCUAUUGUACAUUGAUUGUGUGGUUUAGUAUAAUUAUAAUUUUAUUAUUAAAGAUCAAGAAGUAAUAGGAAUUCUCUAAAGCUGAAAAAAUAAAUUUUUAUACUUUUCUUGCUUAUCACUCCAUCAUAAUUUUUUUGUGUUGGGUAACAUCUUCGGAAGCAGUGAUUAGUAUUUACAUAAGUGACUAUUUGAAAUGUGCGUUUUGUAAAUGGUCUCCACACUCUGUGAUUUUUGUAUAUAAUACGUUAUUGAUUACGCAAAUAAAGUUUUCAACAUUCA